AUGAAAAAAAUAAGUUUAUGGUCGUCUCCUCCUCCAGUCUUGAUCAGUCCGCAUGACUCAGGACAGAAAAUUUCAAUUAAUUAUCCAACUCGAGCUUCCUUUUUGCAUUAUUUGAACAAAUUGGAGGCUCCAAAAUCAUCGAGUAGUAGGUUACUGCUAGAUAAAAGACUGGCGCCAAAAUACAUGCUCGAAGAUUGUCCAAAGUUUAAUAUUUUCAAGUUAGCCAAAAAUGACCCAACUAAAGAACUUAAACGGCAAGCGAAUGAAAAAAAGAUUGCGGAACGGGCUCGAUAUACUCAAAUGGGAAGUGCUUUUAAGAAGAUCCCAAAGAAUUAUCGACAACCGUUCACAGCAGUCAAUGAACUAAAAGAAUUUGUCCACCAUGAAAAUAUCAGUGAAAUCUAUACCCACGGAAGACUCUUUGGUCCUCAACGUCUAACCUUUCAACCUAAGAAUAAGCAUAACGUCCCACUCUUCCAGAAAGAGAAGAGUAUUAAAUUUGAAAUCCCAGAAUCCAUAGAAUCUGGAAGCAAAAAUGAUGAAAAGUCAUCAGAUGAAAGUUUAAUGAGCAAGGGUACGGGGUCAGUUUCUUCAACUUCCUCAUAUUCAGACAGUUUCUCUGAGAAGGGUGCGCCUUUAUUUAAUCGAUCUUCAUUUCAAACCGUUUCUGGGAAUAAAAUAAGUGUUUGGGUGGCGGAUAUAUAUCAUGAUAACUUUAGCAAAACAAGAUCUUUUAUUGAGGAUAGGAAAAAUAUCUGUCUAAUGAAUCUUUCAACUCGAUUAAAUGAACAAGUAAUCGCCAGGUUAAAUAACAGGAGCCAAGAGGAAACCAACUAUCUUGCCCUAGCUGAGGGCGAGUUGAUCUCCCAACGUGAGGAUCAUGACAGAUUUAUUCAGGAAUUAACUCUCCGUACAACCGAAUCUAUCAAAAGAGCUGAGGAAGCGAAUUCAAAGCGUGUUCACCGAAAGGACAUGCUAAAAAGAUUUACGCAUAGGAUUAAUGCUAUGGAAGCUGAAUACAUAAAACUUGAAGACGAGUAUAAGAGGCUAAAAACGUAUAAAGAUUUUCUGGAUAGCGUUGCCAAGGACGUUGAAGCAAAGCGAGAAUCGACUCGAAUGGCAGCUUUGAAACUCUCACUAAUAUCUGAGGAAAAGAAGGAAAGAGAGGAACAGGAGGUUGGAAAAACUCAAAAUUCUGAAGUCAUAAGUGACAUCUUUGAAACUCCCCUAGAUUUUAUUGAUUUGUUAACGGAGCUUGAGUCGGAUAAUUUGACUCUUAUUGAGAGUAUUCAGGAACAAGAUGAGGUACUGGAACUACUACGUUUCAAGAUUAAGAAAGUGGAAAAACUUCUUGAUGCUCAAAAGUCGACAUGGGAUGAAUAUAUCUCGCGCCAAGAAAAUAUAAAUGCCGAUCUUCUAAAAAGUGCAGCUGAGAUCGAGUCUGCAAGAAGUCAGAUUAAAACCUUCUCUCAAUUAAAAAGAUAUGAGGCUUUUGCCCUUGGAAGCCUUGAUCAAUUUGAUCCCCCGUGGUUGAAAGACGACAAAGCUAAUAGAAAAUUAGACAAAGUUGUUGACAAAUCAACUAUUGAACAAUUAUUGGAUGUUCUUCAAAAGCAGAUAAAUAAAAUUUACUGCAAAGUGUUCAGAAAGGAAAAGUCAACAAAGUUAGGUAUAAUAGUGAUGCUAAAAAAUCUUGAAUCAACCAUGGAUGAUCUUGAUAAAAGGCAGUUGAAAUACGACCGAAUGGCUGUUCUGAAGGCCAAAAAGGUUGUGGAUGAGUACAAUAGGGCCGUGGCUAGAGAGCAUCGAAGGGCUAUCGAGGAAAGGACCAAUGAGAUCAGACGAAAGAAGGCAUUUGAGCGGUCUUUGGAACCCCCGAAAUAUCAUCGAGGACGGCGCGUUAUUGAACGCUCAUUGCCUCCUGCGUGUAAAAGGAGAGUUCUAAAGACUGAAAAGGAGGAGACGUCUGCAGAUGAUGAUAAUAAAGAUGCAUAUUUAUUUAAAUAG
Molecule: messenger RNA, 2007 nt
Organism: Rodentolepis nana
Lineage: Eukaryota; Metazoa; Platyhelminthes; Cestoda; Cyclophyllidea; Hymenolepididae
Source: the annotation of a GenBank genome assembly